GGCUGGGGGGUGACCAUGGAACGCCAGGGGCGACUGUUCAACUGCCAUGUGGGGUUAACGCCUGAUUUAUUCCAGAGGCAGCGAGAGGAGGGGCUGAGCCUGGGGCUGAUCAGCAUGUGACCCUCCUGAACCAGCUGGCCCCAGAAGUUAGCAAGGGGGAUCAAAGAAUCUCCCAGAGGGCCUACUAGAGACCAACUUAAAUAACGUCUCUUCCCACCCCCUUCACCCUGGACUGAAUCCCCCACUUCUCCUGAGAACUGUGGGGCCAGGGUGACGAUGGGGGAUGUCAGGCCAGGGUAGGGCUCGGAUCCCACUGCAAGAGGAGAUGAUGGCUUUCUGAGGAAGAGCGAGGUGUGGAUAUCCAUGAGACUCCCAUACUAGGAAAGGUUUGCCAAUAGGGAGAAGGUCACGGGGUGUGGGGCACCGUUGGGAAGGGCAGAAAAUAAAGAAGAAGGGACGCUCAGUUACUGGGGGAUCUGCUAUUAAUUUCAAUAACAUCUAAAUACCUUUGGAGAUGUGAUCCAACGAGCCUGCAUUGAGAAGCACUAAAGAAAGUUGUCCUAUAUAGGCAGCUCUGCAUUCAGAGCAGCUUUCUGCCUCAUUACAUUUCCCCAUCUUUCUCCCAGGAGUUGAGUUCCUCCAAAGAUCUGGGAUACUCUUUACAGCUCCACUUCUCUUGGGAUCUCAGAGCUUCUUCAGCCAGUUGGAAUCUGCCAGUGCAAAGAACACAUCCAUUUUCAUCUCAAUGGAUUUCCAGAAGAAGAGACAGUCUCCACAGCGCCUAUCCGGUGCAGAUGGGGCCCAAUUCCAUAUCCACCAGGCAGAGCAGAUCAGAAUCUGUGACCGCUUCCUCCUAGGAAACUGUGUGGAAGGAGCGGGCUGUCCACUCCACCACACCCGCUACCCCUACCAUUGGCAGUUAAGGCGGAGUGACAACAAGGCCUGGCAGAAUUUGAGUGACUCAGCUCAGCGCCACCUGGAAAAUCUUUACUGCAAUGUUACCAAAAGCCAUGCUCAUUUUUUGGACAACAAUAAUUCUUCUGGGAAACUUGCCCUGACUUCCUUGGAAGUGAUAACCUCUGAGACCUAUGACAAAGUGAGGCGUCUUUCCAAUACCUGCGAUUCACAGCAGAACCCCUAUUUCCCCACACAGUGGUCAGUGUUUUGGGAAAAUGGUAAUAAAUGGAUAAAAUAUGAGGAGCCCAUCUUCAGUGAUCUACUCUCUGCCUUUGAGGAGGACAAGGAAUUCUACAACUUUGAGUUCCGGGGCAAGCACUACGGUGUGGAUUUGAAGAAGUUUGUGCAAUGUAACGUGGAACAGGGAUACAUUCGCCACAUCCAGCGCCGACCUUCCUGCCGAUCAUUCCUCACUAUGGUGCCAUACCUGCAGACAAUCUCAAGUAAAGGCAUGACAGCCUCCUAUCCUACUGAUGACAUCCUUGGGGAAGAUCCCAUGGAUGGUUAUCAUGGUCCAUACCCUGCUGCCUGGAUUCCAAAGCCAACAAUUGAUCAAGCUUUCCUGCAAAUGGAAGUGGUACCAUCAGAAGCUGCAUACCGCUCAAUUUGUGUUCUCUUCCACCAGUCUCUUCCAGAAGAUGAGAUCCUGGUGCUGACAAUUUACAGGAUCCGGAAUGACGAUCUCUGGCAAAGAUAUGCUAACCGGAAGAAAUUCAUGUCUUGGGGAAGAACAAAACUUGAGAAACAACAUCUGGAGAAGCACCUUUUCUUUGGCACCUCAGCCAGAAAUGUGGAGUCCAUCUGCAAGACAAACUUCAGCCAGCUCCUCCCAAAACAGCACAGCCACAUCUUCGGCCAGGGCAUUUAUUUCUCAUUGAGAGCAGAUUAUUCUCAUAGAUACUCCCAUCCAGAGAAAGGUGGGAUGCGUUGUAUGUUCCUGGCCAAGGUUUUGGUGGGCAAGACUGUGGCUGGGAGAGCACAUUACCGCCGGCCUCCAGAACAAGAGCCUGGUGGGCAACUCUAUGAUUCAUGUGUCAAUAGUGUGACCAAGCCCCAGGUGUAUGUGGUCUUUGAUAACUUCCAGUGCUACCCCUACUUUCUUAUCCAUUACAAACUCCUCUCUGACCCCGUGGUGCUGUACAGCUCAUAGCACAAGGAAUAGGGGCUUUUCUGCUCCCUCUGAAUCAUCCCCGCACGAGGACUUCUCCCAUGAGAGUGUGAAAGGGCUCGUUUUAGGCCUUCACAUUCCUUUGACCUACACUCCUUGUAUAGGAAUUUUCAAAAAGUUCCUGGGCAUACAGAGUGCUGUCUGCAAAUACGUGUAAUCUAGGUUUUUCAAAGAUGCCUCAGGGAAUUAGGCAUCCAACUUCCAUUGAAUUAGAAUGGGAAUUUGGUACCAAUGGGAGUUGGAUACCAAACUCUUAGAAUGGGAUUUUCAGAGGAUCCUUAAUCCUUUCAGUACACGAGAAAACAUUCCUAACUAAUUUCCUCCACCACCUCCUUGUAUUCUCACUGAUCAUCCCCUCCAUUCUUUCCCCAUGUCCACUUUUACCAGUCUCUGACAUUAUCCUGGUCACCUCCAACUCAUUUCACCAUCCAUCUAAAUAAGAAUGGCUGUUUAAGAUGUCCCCUCUGGAUUCUGCUAAAAACCAUUGUGUACAUUGCCAGAAGGAGGCACUGUUGCAUGAAAGGAAGUUGUUCUUUCUCACCCUGCUCUCUAGUCUAGAGGGUCUUGUGGACCAUGAUGUUCUCAAAUACACCGAAAAUACCACUCUUCUGUUUCUGUGAAAUAUUAACACCUGCCUCUCUCUAAAACCACUCCUCCUUCUGUCAAUAAUGACUACAUGCAGCCAGCUCUCAAUAUAAAUAUUGGAGGUGGGAUUGCUAACUGUUCUUGUAUUAAAUACUUAUUUCAAUUAUUGUUACUGUAAUAGCUUUAUUUGUUGGGAAAGGGUUUUCUUGAAUGAUUAAAACUAGAGAAGUGUUAAUAGGUAAUUUACAAAAUGUACAUGUAAUUAACUUCUGAAUCUGAUGGAGGGAGUCCACAGUCUUAGGAUGUCAGGGUUUUUAGUGGAUCAGGAUUUGCUCUGGGCAAAAGUGUCUUACACCCUCCCAUCCUCCCGCCUUACUGCUGGAAAACCUCAUGUUUCUCUCACAUUGGCCCCUCCUCCCUGAUCCAUAAUACCUAUAAAAGCAGUUGGUCUCCAGAAGCUCCUCACACAGUUUUUGCUGUUAAAUACCUACAUGGUUUUAGCUAGAAGCUGGGGAAGGUACUGUCCAUUUUUUUGUGGGUUCACCUCAUUGCAAUAGCCUUCUGCUAGUGCUCAGUCAGGGCCAGAUUCUGAUGCCCUUUACCCAUGGUAUGAACCUGGUCCUUGUUCUAUCACUUCAGUGGGAUUAAUUGUGGAUUAAGGCACGUAAUGGUUAUUUCCUAAUCUGAUCUCCUGUAUAAUACAAGCCAUGGGCAUUCCUCAUACUAAUUCCUCCUUCAACUCCAAUUGCUGUGAUGGAACAAGAAGCAUGUAUCUUAGAAAAAUAUCUAGUUUUUCAUAUAUUUUGUAAAUAUUUUAAAAUAGCUAGUGAUGGAGACUCCACCACAACUGUUGGUUACUUGUUGGGUUACUUUCUUUGCUACUUGAUCACUUGUUCCAAUAUUUUCCUCAGCAUUAAAAAAAUUACACCUUAUUUCUAGCUUGAAUUU
This is a messenger RNA of Pelodiscus sinensis (Chinese soft-shelled turtle), 3658 nucleotides long. RefSeq names its product protein mono-ADP-ribosyltransferase TIPARP-like. The record is from RefSeq and is a predicted model, not a curated record. Gene Ontology annotation, cellular component: nucleus. Gene Ontology annotation, molecular function: metal ion binding; NAD+ poly-ADP-ribosyltransferase activity. Lineage: Eukaryota; Metazoa; Chordata; Testudines; Trionychidae.